Molecule: messenger RNA, 527 nt
Organism: Folsomia candida
Lineage: Eukaryota; Metazoa; Arthropoda; Collembola; Entomobryomorpha; Isotomidae
Exons: 2
Coding region: 134-466 (110 amino acids)
Source: RefSeq, a predicted model, not a curated record
CCAUCCCAUCGGCGUCACAAUUCUCCACAAAGACAUUUAUCCAAGUAGGGAUAAAUAUUUUGUCAACAUAUUUCAAGUAUUUAAAAUUCUGUAAUUUUGGAUAUAUUUUUUUUUUUCCAAAAAAUUUCAAACAAUGCGCUCUCUUAAUAAUUUUUGCGUCAUUACGACAUCCAUUCUCUUCAUUUGCAUGACCACCAUUUCAUCCACGAACGCUUUAAUCGUUACGUUAACACAGGACUCAAAUUUUAAUGGAAAUCGGAUGUCUUUUGAAAUCCCGGCAGGAACCUGUUCUGCCCUACCGGACGAUUGGACCAACACCGUGACCUCGAUGGGUCACUCGGAUUGUGUGAUAGCCUGCUUCAGUAGGAAUUGUCAAGGGGUCUGUGUCGAAUUUACGGGUCAGGCGAACGCAGACUUUUCCAAUAGUGACAACAACGAUAAGUUCAACUCGUUCCGGGGAUGUUGAGAAAUUUAUGCAUAUUUUAUUUUGUAAUGAUUUAUUUUAGUUUGGUGGGUAAUAAAUGAGA